Messenger RNA from Penicillium coprophilum, 384 nucleotides. RefSeq lists its product as uncharacterized. The transcript has a single exon. The record is from RefSeq and is a predicted model, not a curated record. NCBI's taxonomy places the organism in Eukaryota, Fungi, Ascomycota, Eurotiomycetes, Eurotiales, Aspergillaceae. The coding region runs from base 1 to 384 and encodes 127 amino acids.
AUGCAACGGGAUGAGGAGCAAAGAAUCCAGCAAAUGGCUCCUACUGUGUACGAAGAAGCCGUGAAAAGGAAUGAAGAGAUCCAAGCUAGAAAACGACACGAGGAGGGGAGAAUUCGGGCGUUGGUCGUUGCCCGCGAGCCAACUUAUGUGCAUGGGAAUACCGCUUCGGUUAGGAAUAAUCCAUUCACUCCUCGGAAAGGCCCCAAAUACUACCCCCAGUCUGGCAGUAGGCACGGCUCCGGGGGCGACGGUGGUUAUUCUGGCGGUGGUAGUAGCAGUAAUGAUUCUGGUGGAGGAGGUUAUUCCGGGGGAGGUACUGGUGACUCGGGUAGCAGCGGAGACUCUGGAGGUUGUGGAGACGGGGGUGGUGGAUGUGGGGAUUAG